AUGAAAUUUAAGUUGAACUGCGGGGAGAAAAAGAACCUCAUCAGCGUAAGCAUUAGAAAAAAUGACCAGAGUGCGAGGAGCAAUCACAUAAAUGGGAGCAGCAGCCUCCAUGUGAACAGCAGCGCCAAUGGGAGCAGCAGCCUCCAUGUGAGCAGCAGGGCCAAUGUGAACAGCAGCGCCAAAGUGAACAGCAGCGCCAAUGUGAGCAGCAGCGCCAAUGUGAACAGCAGGGCCAAUGUGAGCAGUGCCAACAGGCCGAGCAACAACAUUAGUGGGGUGGCUAAGAAGAGCCCUUUGGAAAAAGGCCCCAUAAAGGGUGUGUCCAAAAAUAUCAAAAUAAACCUCGCGGGGUCCAAGGGCAUUAUGCAAAAAAGCGGGAUGACCACCAAUCGAGUAAGCCACGCGAACUCGAACAGUUCUGUAACAAAAGACAACAGUAGCAGCAGUAGCGUUAGUCAUGCGAAGCAAGUCGGUGGAAAUGUCAGCCCCCCCGGAAAGGCGAACACCCCGAACAACGCUAGCAGCGAAAGCAAGUACUACGCCUCGAACACCACCCCCCACCAAGGCACAACCUUCAACGAUAGUCUAAACCUGCACGACAGCGUAAGUUUUAAUGACAGCUUAAGUCUCAGCGAGAGCACCAACCUGAACGGCAGCCUCAACCUGAACGGCAGCCAUAACCUGAAUGGCAGCCUCAACCUGAACGGCAGCCUCAACCUGAAUGGCAGCCUCAACCUGAAGGACGCGGGCACCAACUGUGAAAACUUGAACGUCACUGGGAACGUGAGCGAGUACGUUAGUAGCGGUGGAAGCGGCGUUGCGGUAAAUGUGGCAAACGUGGCAAACGCUGGAAACAGUGCAAACAGUGCAAACGCGCCAAGCGGCAGAGGGGUGCAACUACGCCACGGAAACAAGUCCCUGCUCAAAAGUAACCUAAAAAUAUACUACAAAAAUGAGUUAAUCCCCUUUUCGUUCCUUUACCAUAAAAUCCUGACGAUACUAAAGUCGCACUAUACUAACCAUAUUACGAACAACCCAGGCGUGGCAAACAAAGGCAUAUCAUUUUUCCACAUAGAAAACAUGUUAAUAAAUUUGGGGUUCAAAGGGGUAGACAUAAGUAACCAUGCUUUGCUAAGCUACUUGGCUUCAUCGAAGCAAAUAAAAGUGGACUUGAAUGAAAAAAGAAUUUGCUACAUGAAUCCCUACGUCGACAUAACAAGCGUUACUUCCUUGUUAAACAAAAUAAACAAACAUGGGUUUCUCUACGGGUACGAAAUUAAUGAUGAUUUAAUUAACACCAAUAAGGACAUUUACAAAUGGAUUAACACUCUGCUUUAUGAAAAAAAAGGCUAUAUCUUCUUCCCUCUUUCUUAUGAACACAUAGAACAGCAACGCUACUCCAUCACCAACGAUAUUAAAAACCUGUGGGACGAAAUUACGCUGCCCAACCUUGACAACAUUUUAAAAGAAUACAAAUUGAAAUCCACUAACAAAGUUUUCGUGCAUGACAAUGCCCCCAAGAGGAAAAACAAGGAGGACAAGUUCGCUCCCGUCGUUAAGAAAAUGAAACGGAUUUACAACACCCACUUGUUCACGGCUGACGAGAUUAAAAAUGAGUUCAUACAGAAGAAGUGA
Molecule: messenger RNA, 1635 nt
Organism: Plasmodium cynomolgi strain B
Lineage: Eukaryota; Apicomplexa; Aconoidasida; Haemosporida; Plasmodiidae
Exons: 2
Coding region: 1-1635 (544 amino acids)
Source: RefSeq, a predicted model, not a curated record